AUGGUAAUUUGUCGUGUGCUUACUCUUGACACUUUGAUGCUUCGCUUUCAGUCCAACAGACAGCAUCGUAGUAUGUAUGUCCAUCACUUUAGGGCACGUAGCCCGUUGCAGCUGCCACCAGCAUCACUGAAACAAAUGGAGAUUCAUCUGUAUCAUACAAGAAUGAGUUUCUCCAACAAAGCUUUUCUGUGGCAACGAUCAACACUCGCGCUAUACAGCAAACUUCUGGCAGAGUCCGUUAAAUGUGUAUGGUACCAGCUCUUGCGACAUGUGCAGCAUAUCACCGACAAUCUAGUGGCAGAACCGAACACAUAA
Messenger RNA from Plasmopara halstedii, 315 nucleotides. RefSeq lists its product as uncharacterized. The record is from RefSeq and is a predicted model, not a curated record. Lineage: Eukaryota; Oomycota; Peronosporomycetes; Peronosporales; Peronosporaceae. The coding region runs from base 1 to 315 and encodes 104 amino acids. The transcript has a single exon.